This is a messenger RNA of Musa acuminata AAA Group (dessert banana), 2149 nucleotides long. Its product is annotated as calnexin homolog 1. Lineage: Eukaryota; Viridiplantae; Streptophyta; Magnoliopsida; Zingiberales; Musaceae. The transcript is spliced from 5 exons. Gene Ontology annotation, biological process: protein folding. Gene Ontology annotation, cellular component: endoplasmic reticulum; endoplasmic reticulum membrane. The record is from RefSeq and is a predicted model, not a curated record. Bases 195 to 1997 code for a protein of 600 amino acids. Gene Ontology annotation, molecular function: calcium ion binding.
GUUCGUCGAUCCGAUAGGAUAAGCCAUCAAACUGCGUUUGGUGGGCUUCGAUCUUUACUUGUUUGUUGCCUUUCUCGAUAUACUCAGAAUAACGUUCAACAACGAAUUUAACGGUUACGGUGACGUGGCAUCUUUCCAUUAGCCAAAGUAAUUGGUAUCAUUGGCACCGAGGUGUCGCCCGCGCCCUUAUAUUGAUGGCAGCGCCCUUCUUUCAUUCUCGUCGUCCCGGAAAGAGAGGCGAAGCGAGAGCGGCACUUUCGUUAAGAUCCCAACGGCCGGUUGUCAUUUGCCCCGGUCUUCCUCCCCACAAGCUGAUCCUGUCGCAGAUGGCCGUGCCGUUCGUCCUCCUCCUGAUCGCAUCCUCCUUUCUCCAGAUUUGGGCGUCCGAUCCGUUGUACUAUGAAUCCUUUGACGAGCCCUUUGAGGGGCGGUGGAUCGUCUCCAAGAAAGAGGAUUACGAAGGAUUGUGGAGACACUCUAAGAGUGAUGGACAUGAAGAUUAUGGGCUUCUUGUGAGUGAGAAGGGUAGGAAGCAUGCAAUAGUGAAGGAACUUGAUGAACCUAUCAUUCUCAAGGAUGGAACUGUCAUUCUACAGUUUGAAGUUCGACUACAGAAUGGACUUGAAUGUGGAGGGGCAUAUCUAAAGUACCUCCGUCCUCAGAAAGCCGGAUGGACUGCCAGGGAAUUUGACAAUGAGUCUCCAUAUACUAUCAUGUUUGGACCUGAUAAGUGUGGAGGCACAGAUAAGGUGCAUUUCAUUUUCCCGCACAAGAAUCCUAAAACUGGACAGUUUGUGGAACAUCAUCUUAAGUACGCUCCAACUAUCCCUUAUGAUAAACUCUCCCAUGUCUAUACUGCUAUUCUGAAACCUGAUAAUGAGCUGAGAAUUUUGAUUGAUGGAGAGGAAAGGCGAAAGGCAAAUUUCUUAUCUUCGGAUGACUUUGAGCCAGCAUUUAUUCCACCCAAGACCAUACCUGAUCCUGAUGAUAAGAAGCCUGAGGACUGGGAUGAGAGGACGAAAAUUCCAGACCCUGAUGCUGUAAAGCCAGAUGACUGGGAUGAAGACGCACCAGAGGAGAUUGAAGAUGAGGAAGCUGUCAAGCCGGAAGGGUGGUUGGACGAUGAACCGGAGGAAAUUGAUGAUCCUGGAUCCAUAAAACCGAAAGACUGGGAUGACGAAGAGGAUGGGGAAUGGGAAGCAAUAAAAAUUGACAACCCAAACUGUGAAGCAGCACCUGGAUGUGGAGAGUGGAAGAGACCAAUGAAGAGGAAUCCCGCGUACAAGGGAAAAUGGCACGCUCCUUUAAUUGACAAUACAAACUACAAGGGCAUCUGGAAGCCACGAGAGAUAGAUAACCCCGACUAUUUUGAACUUGACAAGCCAGAUUUUGAGCCAAUAAUUGCUAUCGGUAUUGAGAUUUUGACAAUGCAGGAUGGCAUUCUGUUUGACAAUAUUCUGAUAUCUAGGGAUGAGAAGGUUGCUGAGUCAUAUAGAGCAGAGACAUGGAAACCUAAGUAUGAAGUUGAGAAAGAAAAGGAGAAGGCUGAAGAUGGUGCUGCUGGGUUUUCAGAUAUGCUUUCAGGUUUCCAGAAGAAAGUGUUUGAUGUGCUUUACAAGAUAGCAGACAUCCCCUUCUUGGAGGCAUACAAGAAUAAAAUUAUUGAUGCAAUUGAGAUGGGAGAGAAACAACCCAACCUCACUAUUGGGAUCCUGGUAUCCAUUGUGGUGGUUAUAGUUACUGUUAUAUCCAGGGUUCUGUUUGGAGGAGAGAAACCCAAGGUGUGUCAUUUUGGCUUUAAUCCAUCUUUACCUUUUGUUGACCUUUGCGCAUUUUGCAGGCUCCUGCUACACCUAUCAGUGAAACUAAGAUUGCUAGAGCUGGUGAAACUGAAGUUCCCGAAAGCAACAAAGACGAAAAAGAGACUGACAACGAAGAUGAAUCAGCCCCGCGCCCCAGGAGGUCCAGGAGGGAUACGUAGACCUGACAUGUCUUGAAUUUUUUGAACGUGUUGUUUAUUUCUAGAUUUAAUCUUAAGUUGACCAUGAGAUUGAGGGAACCAUUUUCCUCCUUCAAAAUUUUGGGUUACAUUGAUUUGAUAAAUCUUGAUAAUAUCUGCAUCUUGGAAUAUAAUCUUGACACUUCAAUA